AAGACAUUUGCUGCACGCCUCUCCACCACGCGGGCGACUGCAACACCCCCCUCGUGAGCCGCAUAUUGCUCACACACCGCGCCUGACUUCCGCACCGCCCGUUUGCCCUCUUUCUUGCACAUAUUCAUUCCUCCCUUCGUAUAAAACUUAAAGAGUGCCAACCAGCUCCUAGAGGGAAACCCGCCUUUUGCCCACAAUGUCAAAAACUACGUUAGCAGUUAUCGCAGCGGCAAGCGCAGGAGCCGGCGCCGCUAUUACAGCUACCAUGUACUCGUUACGAUCAGACCGUAAUCCCGAAAGCAAGACUAUAUCCACAACGACGACGACAUUCUCGACCUCACCCACGGCGGGAGGGUCCGCACCGAUCCCUAUCCCAGCCAAACAAAUAUUCACUCCCCCGAACCAGCAAACCGCACAGACAGGCCUAUCGACCUCAGCCCCCGCGGCCGUGAACCUCUUACCGGUCGAUCCAUCCGGCCUCUUCGAAUAUGGCUUCCCGGGCCCGGUAGCCGACAUCGCGACGCGGCAAGCGUUGAUCUCAUCGUUCGACCGCCGACUGCGUAACCCGCAAUGGGUAGCAGAGCACAUCACGCCAGCGUCACUAGCAAUUCGAGAGGGCGACCGCAAACACAGCACAUUCAUAGAAGACGAGGCCGUGCCUGAAAAGUUCCGCGCGCGCCUAAAGGACUACUUCCGCUCAGGCUACGACCGGGGCCACCAAGUCCCCGCGGCCGACGCACGCUGGAGCCAAGCCGCUAUGGACGAGACCUUCUUUCUGACGAACAUGUGCCCGCAGGUGGGCGAGGGCUUCAACCGAGACUACUGGGCGCACUUCGAGGACUUCUGCCGGGGCCUGACUUCGCGGUAUCCCAGCGUGCGCGUCGUCACGGGCCCGUUAUAUCUACCCAAGCGUGAUCCCACAGACAACAAAUGGUACGUGCGGUAUGAAGUCAUCGGCAACCCGCCAAACGUAGCGGUCCCGACACACUUCUACAAAGUCAUCUUCGCGGAAGACGGAGCCGUCGGCGGCAACGUAGCCAUCGGCGCCUUCGUACUGCCCAACGCGCCCAUCCCCAACGAGAAACCCCUAACAGACUUCGAAGUCCCCGUCGAAGCCGUCGAGCGCGCCAGCGGCCUCGAAUUCGCCACCAAGCUCCCCGCCCAGCGGCGCAAGCGCCUCUGCACAGAGGCCACCUGCGCCCUCGUCAUCAAAGACUACGCCAACCGGCAAAAGGCGUUUGCGAAGCCCCAGGGCUCUUCUUCAGCUGUCGCGAAGCGCUAGGACAGAUGUUUCAUUAUCGCUAUAUUUAUUCGAUUCGCGAUAUCUGGGUUGCCAUGUCUUUCCGUUCCGCAGAAUUACUUUACUUCUCAAAGAAUUGAACGAGACUUAUGAUGUACGUAUCUAACGCAUAGAAGACUAUAUGUAGAAACCGCGGUUGGAGACCAAGGCGAGCUAGAUAAGAUUAAUAUGUAUAACUUGUAACUUUAUUGGGAUACACGGUUCUAUCUACAUCAUUGCAUUUGCAUUUUCCUCCCCUUCUCUUGGGAUGGGGCGAGUUGUGGCGUUCGAGGUUUGAUUCAUUCCGAUACACCAACUUCGACGAGGAAAUCAAAUACACGUCCUCCUCUCGACAAGUGGCGGGUAGCAAAUCGGGCUAUAGUGAGGAAUAGAUAGCAUAGCAUAGCAUAACUUGGAAUAGUAUAAUACUUUAUAUCCACGAUAAAUCUAAACUAUACUCUACU
Molecule: messenger RNA, 1743 nt
Organism: Daldinia loculata
Lineage: Eukaryota; Fungi; Ascomycota; Sordariomycetes; Xylariales; Hypoxylaceae
Exons: 1
Coding region: 197-1282 (361 amino acids)
Biological process (GO): apoptotic DNA fragmentation
Cellular component (GO): mitochondrial inner membrane; nucleus
Molecular function (GO): nucleic acid binding; single-stranded DNA endonuclease activity; metal ion binding
Source: RefSeq, a predicted model, not a curated record